This is a messenger RNA of Gregarina niphandrodes, 2688 nucleotides long. Its product is annotated as phospholipase D. Bases 1 to 2688 code for a protein of 895 amino acids. Gene Ontology annotation, cellular component: plasma membrane. The transcript has a single exon. Gene Ontology annotation, biological process: phospholipid catabolic process. Lineage: Eukaryota; Apicomplexa; Conoidasida; Eugregarinorida; Gregarinidae. Gene Ontology annotation, molecular function: D-type glycerophospholipase activity. The record is from RefSeq and is a predicted model, not a curated record.
AUGGGUCGGUUUCUGGGUCAGUUGUACCUAAGCAUUAUUGAUGGCAAGAAGAUUAGCCACUCGUAUGCUCAGUUUCGUCGACGGAAGUCGCAGGCUUCGUGCUACCGGAAGGUGGCAUGUGGUGCCGACGUGGUCAAGUGCGGAGGGGCUGACCCGUGCGGUGGCAAGGCGGAGCCGUACGUGAACAUAUUUGUGGUGGAUGGCGGCGGGAACAAGUAUAAGGUGGGGCGGACGAAGACGGUAUUUCCGACGAACGAUCCAGUGUGGAACGAGCAGUUGGUGACGGUGAUUGACACGGAGGACCGGGCGUACGUGGCGAUCAAGGAGGUGACGAAGCCCUUCAUCCAGCUGCAGGUCAUGGAUGACGACGGCGGUGGCGAUCACUUCUACGCCGACGACUUGAUUGGAGAGGCCGUGCUGCCGCUGGAAGACGUUAUGUUGGCCUCGCCUCGCGCAGACGUGGAGACGCCGCGCGACUUUACACUGCCCGUUACGCACCCGCGCGAUCGAGACAGCGCGCGGGCCGAAAGCUCCAUCCGUGUCCGUGUCUGGUGGGAGGACAUGGGCUCCUAUGACGGCGUGGCCGUACCCGGGACGUACUUCCGGCGCACACGGGGCAACAUGGUUCGUUUGUAUCAUGACGCACACUGCGAGGCGGGUGACUUCGAAAACAUCCGCCUCCAAGGCCCACUGCAGAACUUGAUGUUUAGCGCACAGAACUGUUGGGAAGACAUCUAUCACGACCUCAACAACGCGCAGGAAGUGAUUCUUAUGUGUGGCUGGUCAGUGAACACGGCACUCUCUCUCGUCCGCAACGACUCGACCUGUGGCGAGACUAUCGGUGAAUUGCUACUGCGCAAGGCCGAAGAAGGCCUCACAAUCUGCGUCAUGGUGUGGGACGAUGUCACCUCCCUCUCCAACCUUGCCAUGGCCAAGGACGGGCUUAUGGGCACAUACGACGAGUACACUCGCCAGUUCUUCGAAGGCACUCAGGUCCAAUGUGUGUUAUCCAAACGCGUCGCCGGCGAUGACCAGGGAAUCAUGAUCGGGCCUAUGUGGUCGCCGUUGAAGGGCAGCAGCUUCACACACCAUCAAAAAAUUGUGGUUUGCGAUGUGGAUGCGGUCCAGGGUCUCCGAGGUAAGGGCUCCUACAAGAACAGCGACCAGCCGAAGCGGUGUCUGGCGGCCUACGUGGGUGGGCUGGACCUGACAAGUGGUCGGUACGACACAAGUCGCCACCAGUUGUUCAAGACGCUGACGUGUGAACACGAGAAGGAUUUUUACAACGGCUGUUGUGCAGAGGUCGACUCCACUCAUGGGCCGCGGGAGCCGUGGCAUGACAUCCACAGUCGUAUCCAGGGUCCGGGUGCGUGGGACGUGUGCGAGAAUUUCCUCGAGCGGCUGCAGAGCCAACAGCAGAUCUGUUCGACUACGAAUAAGUGCACAGGCUGCAAUCAAUGCAAGGCAUACCGACUGGCCUCAACGCGGCUGGCACAUACGGUGAAGAACAACAAGAUCACUAGCAAGACGGCCUGUGGGGUGUCCACAGCGGAUGUGAAUGUGUGGAGCGUCCAAGUGCUACGUUCGAUCGAUACGAUGAAUGCAGUGUUGAACUCAGCGUUUGCAGCCCGUUAUAAUGACCCGACGGGGCUAAUGACGGACAAGAGCAUCCAGGCAGCUUAUUUGUACAAUAUUGAUCGAAGCAAACGUUACAUUUACAUUGAGAACCAGUACUUCCUUGGUUCAAGUCAGUACUGGCUAAGUCGGAGUGUACAGUCGGAUCCGUCGAGCGGAGAUGGGCAAUACUCGGGUAAUGAAGUGUUGUCUCCGCAUCUGGUGCCAUAUGCAUUGAUGAAGAGAAUUGCACGGGCGAUAGCGCGGAACGAGGACUAUUGUGUGUAUAUCAUGACUCCGCUCUUCCCAGAGGGAAUACCGACCUCAAUGUCGGUACAAGAGAUUCUUCAGUGGCAAUUUCUGACUAUGCAAAUGAUGUACUAUCAUGUGCAGCAGAAAUUGCGGGAAUACCAGAGCAACAAAGAGUGCACGGACUACUUACAAUUCUGGUUCCCAGCCAAAAUCGAAAAGAAUCCCUGUUUCCCGAACAAUCCCUAUCCAAAAAGUACUGUCUGUGAAGGCACCGUAGCUAAAUUCCAAAUAUACGUUCAUAGCAAAAUGAUGAUCGUCGAUGAUGAAUACGCGAUCAUCGGAAGCGCCAAUAUCAACGAACGUUCCAUGGCCGGAGGACGAGACUCGGAAAUUGCUGUCGGGCUCUCACAAGAAUACCUUCGAUGCACCAUCAACCUCGAAGCUGACAAACCCAUCCUACCCAAAGGCGAUAUUUAUGGGUUCAGAAUGCAACUCUGGCAGGAACAGUUCGGAUGCAUCAAACCCGAGUUCGAAGACCCCGGCAUCCCGGAAUGCGCCCGACUAACCAAAACCAUGACUACUGCAAAUCUAGACGCACUAUACAGCAUCCAGAGCGAUGCUGCACCCUACACAACCUACGACGUACACGCGGACAACCAAGGCAACCUCUCACUACCCUACGGAUACGCCUGCAAACACCCCACCGAAUACGACUCGAACGGAAUUCUCAAACCCCACUCAAAAUACAUCAAUAUCAUCAACUCAACCGCACCCGUCAUCGGAGCCCGAAGCGCAUUCCUGCCCGCUCCUCUUACAACCUAA